AUGGCUCCCAGGAAUGUCAUCUCGGUGACCCCGAGCAGGGAAUCCUCCUCCUAUGUCUCUGGCAUUGAUUUUGGAACCGAGCAGAAGCAGGUCCAGGAUAUCAAGAUGUUUGAUGCCGAGCAGAAUGAGGAGUCAACUGAGCCAGGUCAGCUGAAGCGUCGCCUUAAGAGUCGCCACUUGCAAAUGAUCGCCAUUGGUGGAACUAUCGGAACUGGUCUCUUCAUUACUAGCGGAACUGCUCUCAACGAAGCCGGUCCCGCCGGCGCUCUUAUCGCAUACAUCUUUGUCGGUACGAUUGUCUUCUCUGUCAUGGUCGCUCUGGGUGAAGUUGCAACCUUCAUUCCUAUCACCGGUGCCUUUACCUCCUACGCUGCGCGCUUGAUCGAUCCCAGUCUCGGUUUUGCCAUGGGUUGGAUCUACUGGUUUAAUUGGGCUUCUACAUUCGCGGUUGAAUUGACGGCUACUGGAACAAUUAUUCAAUACUGGAGGAAUGAUCUGAAUAUCGCUAUCUUCAUUGGUGUAUUCUGGGUCUUUAUUACAGCUCUGAACUUCAUGCCUGUUGGCUUUUACGGCGAAGUGGAGUUUUGGUUCUCCACUAUCAAGGUUGCCACAGUCAUUGGAUUCAUUAUCUUCGCUAUCUGUGUCGACUGUGGUGUUGGAGACCAAGGUUACCUGGGUUUCCACUACUGGAAGGAACCUGGUGCUUUUGCUGAAUACCUGGUUGAUGGUGCUGUUGGUAAAUUCGUUGGUUUCUGGGCUGUAUUGAUUCAGGCUGGUUUCUCUUACCAAGGAACUGAGCUGGUUGGUAUCGCGGCCGGUGAGACUGAGAACCCCCAGAAGACGGUCCCAUCUGCCAUUCGCAAGACCUUCGUGCGUAUCGGCCUGUUCUUCGUUUUGACCAUUUUCUUCAUUGGUCUGGUUGUUCCUUACGACAACGGCGAUCUUCUAAACGGCACAAGCAACGCAUCCUCUUCACCAAUGGUUAUUGCCGCCAAUCUUGCUGGCAUCAAGGUUCUACCUAGUCUGAUCAACGCUGUCCUCUUGACUGUGGUUCUGUCAGCGGCCAACUCGAACGUGUACAGCGGUAGCCGUGUCUUGACUGGAUUAGCUCUUGAAGGAUUUGCGCCCAAGUUCUUCGCCCGCGUUACCAAGAAGGGUGUCCCAUAUAUUAGUGUUGCUUUCACUGCCGCAUUUGGUCUUCUCGGUUUCAUGAACGUCUCUAACAACGCAGGCAAGGUUUUCAACUGGCUUGUGAACCUUUCCAGUGUCGCUGGCUUCAUCACCUGGUCUUCGAUCAAUGCCUGCCAUAUUGCAUUCAUGCGUGCUUGCGCUGCAAAGGGUAUUUCUCGUGAUGAUCUUCCUUAUAAGGCGAUCUUCCAGCCUUGGUUGUCCUGGUAUGGCCUGUUCUUCAACAUCCUUAUCGCUCUUACUCAGGGCUUCACAUCAUUCAUCCCUACCUUCAAUACCUCCGAUUUCUUUGUGGCAUACAUUUGUCCCAUUGUUUUUGUUGUCCUCUACGCCGGACACAAGAUUUGGACACGAGCUCCUUUCAUUAAGCCCAUCGAGGCUGAUCUUGAUUCCGGUCGAAUUGAGUAUCAGAAGGAAGUGGAGCUGCCUCAGCCGUGGUACAAGAAGGCAUGGGCUUGGAUCGCAAACUAG
Messenger RNA from Penicillium malachiteum, 1659 nucleotides. RefSeq lists its product as uncharacterized. The transcript has 3 exons. Gene Ontology annotation, molecular function: amino acid transmembrane transporter activity. Gene Ontology annotation, cellular component: membrane. Lineage: Eukaryota; Fungi; Ascomycota; Eurotiomycetes; Eurotiales; Aspergillaceae. Bases 1 to 1659 code for a protein of 552 amino acids. The record is from RefSeq and is a predicted model, not a curated record. Gene Ontology annotation, biological process: amino acid transmembrane transport.